CACCACUACCAGGCCGGCGACAAAUCGGGCUGCUCGCGAUGCUGCCACUACAGCGCGAGUUGUUGCGGCUGCAGCCGAGUACAGACCGGUCAAUCAUAAUGCAGUGGCAGGGCAGUCUAGUUCUGAGAACUGCCAGUCUAUCUUUGCUGACAUAAUGAACGGCGUGGAGGACGCCGACGCCUGGCAACCAGGCAACACAGACCAAGUUGUGGAGCUGGCCCCAGCCCCUGUGCCGCCGGUUCCGACCCCUGUGCCGCUGGUCCAACCCCCCUUGCCACCAGUCCAGGCUCGUGUGCCGGUUACUUCUGUCGCACGACCUAGGACUUGGGGCGGACAGGCAACCAGGCAGAAGCGGUACAGGGAGCACCUUGCAUCGCUGGAGAAGAGAGCAGAAGAGGACCGCAGCAUAAAAAAACUAGAGAUCGCUCUUGAGGAAAGGCAUCUCGCCAUGGAGGAGCGCCAAAUGGAGAGGCGCCUGGCCAUUGAAGAGCGCCAGGUGACCUUAAGCGAAAAUCGCUUAGCGUUUGAAAGAGAAAAUUUUUAUGUGCUACAGGAGGCUGGAGCAGAGGAGAGGAGGCUUCGUCUCCAACUGCAAGAACAUUACCUUAAAGUAGUGAAUGGUCAAAUUAACAAGUAAAGUUAAGUGUGAGCAAGUGGUAUGACAUCAUAAUACAUAAUGCAAUAAAUCUUUCAUUUC
Messenger RNA from Ixodes scapularis (black-legged tick), 697 nucleotides. RefSeq names its product translation initiation factor IF-2-like. The transcript is spliced from 3 exons. Bases 155 to 637 code for a protein of 160 amino acids. The record is from RefSeq and is a predicted model, not a curated record. Lineage: Eukaryota; Metazoa; Arthropoda; Arachnida; Ixodida; Ixodidae.